Messenger RNA from Paramecium primaurelia, 561 nucleotides. The record is from the annotation of a GenBank genome assembly. Lineage: Eukaryota; Ciliophora; Oligohymenophorea; Peniculida; Parameciidae.
AUGAAGUAAUCAAUUAUUAGUCCAGUCAAUCAGCUUAACUCUCCAUCUAUUUCACACUUCAGAUCAUAAACAAGUGGUUCUGGUGUUUUUGAUUAAUCUCGUAUAUUGGAGGAGACAACAGAGAAGUUCUAACGAUCGUGGAUGAUGCUUGAGAAUGUGGAAUAAUUGAAAAGCCUUCGUUAUACAUUGAAGUAAACAUUGACUGAACCCAAUUUACAUUAAGAUUGUUAACUAAGUGGAACACUUAUAUCUGGGAAGGUAUAUAAAGUGACUCCUAUGGAAUUCUAUUAUUGCAAUAUUCCCACUAAAGGUUACAAAUCUCCUUUGAAUUGUACAGUGUAUUGCGAUGGGGAAUUCCAUAUAAUGAUAUCUUUUAAUUCUCCAUUUCCAACUAAAUUUAAUUGCGAUUAAGUAAUUAGAAAUAGAACAUGGACUGUUAGACAUAAUGGAGAAGAGAAACUUAAUUUAGCAUUUGUGGCUCGUAAAUAAACAGAUAUAAAAUUUAUGANAUAUAAUAUUAAUUAUAAUAAAAAGUUUUUAAAGCAUUUUUAUUUAAUUUGA